Molecule: messenger RNA, 891 nt
Organism: Corythoichthys intestinalis (scribbled pipefish)
Lineage: Eukaryota; Metazoa; Chordata; Actinopteri; Syngnathiformes; Syngnathidae
Gene: nkx2.7
Product: NK2 transcription factor related 7
Exons: 2
Coding region: 197-712 (171 amino acids)
Biological process (GO): regulation of transcription by RNA polymerase II; cell differentiation
Cellular component (GO): nucleus
Molecular function (GO): DNA-binding transcription factor activity, RNA polymerase II-specific; RNA polymerase II cis-regulatory region sequence-specific DNA binding
Source: RefSeq, a predicted model, not a curated record
CGAAGACAGCGGGUCAAGAAAUAUCGAUUUAGGCAUCAAAUAUGGAUCUGGCGAAUGGAUAAACUGAAGCUUUUCCACAUAACGCCUUUUAUGCAACGCAUCCAAUGAGUUUACAGCGUCUGAAAGCACCGGGGCUUCCAUGAAUUGCACUAUAAAUUGCACGACAAAUUAAAACCAUUAGGAAUACGGAUAAACAAUGACGGACAAUAUGGUGGCCGGAUACAGCGACACGUCAUUGUGUGACGUUGACACUUGCACUGAGAGCGAGGGAAUCCCCAAAGGCUCUCGCAGGAGGCCACGAGUGCUCUUCUCCCGAGCUCAGGUGAGCGAGCUGGAACGUCGCUUCCGCCAGCAGCGCUACCUGUCGGCGGCAGAGCGCGAGCAGCUGGCCUUCGUCAUCAAGCUGACGUCCACCCAAGUGAAAAUCUGGUUCCAGAACCGCAGGUAUAAGUGCAAGCGACAAAGUCAAGACAGGAAUCUAGAACUUUUACCCAAGAGGGUGCCUGUGCCCGUACUGGUCCGCGACGGGAGAUUGUGCGGAGCGACUUCUUUCCUCUCGCCUGCUUACAAUACAACUUUUGGCAAUUAUAACACUGUAAUUGGAUAUGGGAACAGCGGAGUGUGUGGUUGGAGUAACCACAAUGUGUCUGCUGACAAGAACACAGCAUUCAUUUUUCCGUUGGAGGCUUUCAGAGCCUGCUAUACAGAUUGACACUACAUGCCCACUCUUGGGUAAAUCUUUAUUAUGGAAUAUUUGUACAUCAGCAAGUCAAACUUGUGACUGUUUUUUGUAGGUGGAAAUGUGAGUGGCUGCUUUUAUAAAGUACACAUAAUGUACAAUAAAGUUUUUGUACGGUUGUUGUGUCCAUCAACUCAUUGGCUGCCGUUGGU